Lutzomyia longipalpis is the source of this 828-nucleotide messenger RNA. RefSeq names its product adrenodoxin-like protein 2, mitochondrial (gene Fdx2). Gene Ontology annotation, molecular function: 2 iron, 2 sulfur cluster binding. The coding region runs from base 199 to 681 and encodes 160 amino acids. Lineage: Eukaryota; Metazoa; Arthropoda; Insecta; Diptera; Psychodidae. Gene Ontology annotation, cellular component: mitochondrion. The record is from RefSeq and is a predicted model, not a curated record. Gene Ontology annotation, biological process: positive regulation of oxidoreductase activity; P450-containing electron transport chain. The transcript has 3 exons.
CCUGCUUUCUAAGUUCAUGCGCUAUAGGGAUCGGCUCAGAAAGCACACACAUAAUAAUUUUGUACGUACCAGCAAUUGCGACUAAGAUUUAGUAUCUCUUAUCAAGUGCUUCUGGUCACUUCAUUUAUACCUGAAUUCAUUCCGUGUAAAAUUUCCAUACCUGUGACACCUUUGGGACGUUUUUAAUUUUUUGCCAAAAUGAGUCUUCGUCUCCCGCAGUCACUUGCAAUUGUCUCCAGGUACAUCCGGAAGUCACCUGUGCGGUGCUCCACAUUCCCACGGCGGCUCCUGGAUGGUACAACAAAAGGACUUUCCACGGGGUUACCCAAGUUGGACAAAGAAGAGAUUGACGUGACUUUCGUGAAAGCGAAUGGUGAACGGGUAAAUGCAAAAGCCAAGGUUGGGGACACACUCCUGGACACGGUUGUUAACAAUAGUAUCGAUUUGGAAGGUUUUGGAGCAUGCGAAGGUACACUCACCUGCUCCACGUGUCAUCUCAUCUUCAAGCAGAAGGACUUUGAUGAUUUGCCGGAGAAGCCAAGCGACGAGGAGCUCGAUAUGUUGGAUCUAGCGUACGAUCUCACAGACACAUCGCGUCUCGGAUGUCAAAUUACCCUUACAAAGUCCAUGAAUGGCCUAGAGGUGCAAGUUCCAGCCACAAUAAAUGAUGCCAGGAGUUAAUACAUCGCAUCCUGGAAAAGGUCAAUUACUGUCUGUAAAGAAGAUGAAGAAGAACAAUUCAGGGGAGGAGCAAAGUAUCAAGGAAGAAAGGAUAAAAAUAACUCUUGUUUCGCUCUUAAAUCAAUUUAUUUCAAUUUCUUUCUGUUA